Molecule: messenger RNA, 2628 nt
Organism: Mandrillus leucophaeus (drill)
Lineage: Eukaryota; Metazoa; Chordata; Mammalia; Primates; Cercopithecidae
Gene: TARS1
Product: threonyl-tRNA synthetase
Exons: 20
Coding region: 139-2268 (709 amino acids)
Biological process (GO): threonyl-tRNA aminoacylation
Cellular component (GO): cytoplasm
Molecular function (GO): ATP binding; threonine-tRNA ligase activity
Source: RefSeq, a predicted model, not a curated record
AUGAUUGUGCGACAUAAAGGCAGAAGGGGAGGAAGGCGCAAGAAGCAUUGGGGACUUGACUCUGAAAAGCGUCCAGACCAAGGUCUGCGGAGAGUAGGCCGUCGCUUUCGGGUUCUCUGAUCGCUUCGUCGUUCGCCAAUGUUUGAGGAGAAAGCCAGCAGUCCUUCAGGGAAGAUGGGAGGCGAGGAGAAGCCGAUUGAUGCUGGUGAAGAGAAGCGAAAGGAAGGAGGCAAAAAGAAGAACAAAGAAGGAUCUGGAGAUGGAGGUCGAGCUGAGUUGAAUCCUUGGCCUGAAUAUAUUUACACACGUCUUGAGAUGUAUAAUAUACUAAAAGCAGAACAUGAUUCCCUUCUGGCAGAAAAAGCAGAAAAAGAUAGCAAGCCAAUUAAAGUCACUUUGCCUGAUGGUAAACAGGUUGAUGCGGAAUCUUGGAAAACUACACCAUAUCAAAUUGCCUGUGGAAUUAGUCAAGGCCUGGCCGACAACACCGUUAUUGCUAAAGUAAAUAAUGUUGUGUGGGACCUGGACCGCCCUCUGGAAGAAGAUUGUACCUUGGAGCUUCUCAAGUUUGAGGAUGAGGAGGCUCAGGCAGUGUAUUGGCACUCCAGUGCUCACAUAAUGGGUGAAGCCAUGGAAAGAGUCUAUGGUGGAUGUUUGUGUUAUGGUCCGCCAAUAGAAAAUGGAUUCUAUUAUGACAUGUACCUCGAGGAUGGGGGUGUGUCUAGCAAUGAUUUCUCUUCUCUGGAGUCUUUAUGUAAGAAAAUCAUUAAAGAAAAACAAGCUUUUGAAAGACUGGAAGUUAAGAAAGAAACUUUACUGGCAAUGUUUAAGUACAACAAGUUCAAAUGUCGGAUAUUGAAUGAAAAGGUGAAUACUCCAACUACCACAGUCUAUAGGUGUGGCCCUUUGAUAGAUCUCUGCCGGGGUCCUCAUGUCAGACACACGGGCAAAAUUAAGGCUUUAAAAAUACACAAAAAUUCUUCCACAUACUGGGAAGGCAAAGCAGAUAUGGAGACUCUGCAGAGAAUUUAUGGCAUUUCAUUCCCAGAUCCUAAAAUGUUGAAAGAGUGGGAGAAGUUCCAAGAGGAAGCUAAAAACCGAGAUCAUAGGAAAAUUGGCAGGGACCAAGAACUAUAUUUCUUUCAUGAACUCAGCCCUGGAAGUUGCUUUUUUCUGCCAAAGGGAGCCUACAUUUAUAAUGCACUUAUUGAAUUCAUUAGGAGUGAAUAUAGGAAAAGAGGAUUCCAGGAGGUAGUCACCCCAAACAUUUUCAACAGCCGACUCUGGAUGACCUCGGGUCACUGGCAGCACUACAGCGAGAACAUGUUCUCCUUUGAGGUGGAGAAGGAGCUGUUUGCUUUGAAACCCAUGAACUGCCCAGGGCACUGCCUUAUGUUUGAUCAUCGGCCAAGGUCCUGGCGAGAACUGCCUCUGCGGCUAGCUGAUUUUGGGGUACUUCAUAGGAAUGAGCUGUCUGGAGCACUCACAGGACUCACCCGGGUACGAAGAUUCCAGCAGGAUGAUGCUCACAUAUUCUGUGCCAUGGAGCAGAUUGAAGAUGAAAUAAAAGGUUGUUUGGAUUUUCUACGUACGGUAUAUAGCGUAUUUGGAUUUUCUUUUAAACUGAACCUUUCUACUCGCCCGGAAAAAUUCCUUGGAGAUAUUGAAGUAUGGGACCAAGCUGAGAAGCAACUUGAAAACAGUCUGAAUGAAUUUGGUGAAAAGUGGGAGUUAAACUCUGGAGACGGAGCUUUCUAUGGUCCAAAGAUUGACAUACAGAUUAAAGAUGCGAUUGGGCGGUACCACCAGUGUGCGACCAUCCAGCUGGAUUUUCAGUUGCCCAUCAGGUUUAAUCUUACUUAUGUAAGCCACGAUGGUGAUGAUAAGAAAAGGCCAGUGAUUGUUCAUCGAGCCAUCUUGGGGUCAGUGGAAAGAAUGAUUGCUAUCCUCACAGAAAACUAUGGGGGCAAAUGGCCCUUUUGGCUGUCCCCUCGCCAGGUAAUGGUAGUUCCAGUGGGACCAACCUGUGAUGAAUAUGCCCAAAAGGUAAGCCUUAGAUGUGAAUUUUCUUUCAACUUAAUAUCUGUUAAUCUGACAAAGCUUUGUGUAUUUGUUUUAGUUGUUGGUGAAAAAGAGAAAAUCAGUGGCACUGUUAAUAUCCGCACAAGAGACAAUAAGGUCCACGGGGAACGCACCAUUUCUGAAACUAUGGAGCGGCUACAGCAGCUCAAGGAGUCCCGCAGCAAACAGGCAGAAGAAGAAUUUUAAUGAAAAAAUUGCCCAGAUUGGCCCCAUGGAAAAGGAGGAGCAGUGUUUCCAUAACAUUGACUUUAUACUCUGAAAUUGUCAAUUUAUGUUGAACUUGAAGGAGUUUGGCAGAGUCCGAGUAGGUCAACCUGCAGGCGUAACUAUUUUUGACCUAAUCAGUUUUUAAACAAUGUGCAUUUGAAGGAGUUAAUUAAAAGAGCCAAUAAAAUGAUUUUACUCAUUCAGUAUCUGAGUACUGGAAAUACUUUAGUAUAAUGAGGGAGAACUUUUUUGUAAAUUUAAUGCAAUUGAAAAAGUUUUAAAUUCAAUUAAGAUAACUAGAAUUGGAUUAUGGUGUAAAAAUAAAAAAAAAAUUAUUCA